GUUUUUUUUUUUGGUUUGGGAUUUUCUAAUCAAUGAAUUAAAUGAAUCUCUCUUUUUCUUUCGCUUUCUCCUUUUAUCUUCUUUUGUUACUGUUGUUUUUGGGGUUAGCUUCUGCAUUUGAGUUUGACCCGUCGGAGCUCCGAUCUUUACUCGAGUUCAAGAAAGGCAUCAAAACCGACCCUUUUGAUAAGGUACUCCCCUUAUGGAAUCCGGAUACCCGACCCGACCCUACUUCAUGGACCGGUGUUACCCUCGACCCCAACUCCGGCUUCAUCGUUUCUCUUAACUUAGAUCGUCUCGGUCUCGUCGGCAACCUCAAGUUCCACACUCUCACUCCCCUCAAGAAUCUCCAAAACCUCUCCCUGUCAGGCAACAUUUUUACCGGUCGGAUCGAACCCGCAUUGGGCUUGAUACCCUCGCUGCAACAUUUGGAUCUGUCCCAUAAUCAGUUCUUCGGCACGAUCCCGGGACGGAUCACGGACCUUUAUGGGUUAAAUUACAUGAAUUUAUCGGGUAACAAAUUAGAAGGUGGAUUACCGGGCGGGUUCCGAAAUUUACAGCAGUUAAGAGUGUUAGAUUUACACAACAAUGUGCUCCGAGGCGAUAUAGGCGAGUUACUUAGCGAGUUAAGAAACGUUGAACACGUUGAUUUGAGUUAUAACGAGUUUUACGGAGGUUUGUCUGUGGCUGUUGAAAAUGUGUCCAGUUUGGCUAAUACAGUGCGUUUUGUGAACUUGAGUCACAACAUGUUGAAUGGUGGGUUUUUUAAAGAGGAAGCGAUUGGGUUGUUUAAGAAUUUGCAGGUUUUGGAUUUGGGCGAUAACUUGAUUGCUGGGGAGUUACCAAGUUUCGGGUCGUUGCCGGGAUUACAAGUUUUGAGGUUGGGAAAAAAUCUGCUCUUCGGGCCGGUUCCAGUGGAGUUGUUGGAGGGUUUUGUUCCAGUGGAGGAGUUGGAUCUCAGUCACAAUGGAUUUACGGGUUCGGUUCGCUUAAUUAACUCUACGACUUUGAAGAUUCUGAAUCUUUCUUCUAAUCGGUUGUCUAGUGAUUUGCCCUCUUCUCUAAGAAGCUGUGAAACAGUUGAUUUGAGUAGCAACAUGAUCUCUGGUGAUAUAUCUGUUAUGCAGAAUUGGGAAGCCUCUUUGGUGGUCCUUGAUUUGAGUUCAAACUUGUUGUCUGGAAGCCUGUCACACUUGUCUCACUUUGAAGAUUUAAACACAUUUAAUCUUAGGAAUAAUUCCCUUGUUGGUAUCUUGCCUUCUCUAUUGGAUACCUCUCCAAGAUUAUCUGUUGUCGAACUCAGUUUGAAUCAACUCAGUGGAACUAUUCCUGGUAGUUUCUUCACUUCUACGACUUUGAAAAGCCUGAAUCUUUCAGGAAAUCAUUUCACUGGACCAAUUCCUCUUCAAGGCUCACGUGUUAAUGAAUUACUUGUUAUGUCGUCUUAUCCACAAAUGGAGUCUCUUGAUCUCUCCAACAAUUCCUUGACAGGUGGUUUGCCUUCAGAGAUUGGUAACAUAGCUGGGCUCAAACUGCUGAAUCUUGCUGACAACGAAUUAUCAGGCCAGCUGCCUAGUGAAUUAAGCAAACUUAGUAAUUUGGAAUACCUUGAUUUAUCCAGAAAUAACUUCAAGGGUAAAAUCCCUGAUAAGCUUUCAACUAGCCUUAAUGGAUUUAAUGUGUCCUAUAAUGAUCUGUCAGGUCCUGUUCCGGAAAAUUUGAGAGGCUUCCCUAGGUCUUCAUUUUCUCCAGGAAACACAUUGCUGAUUUUCCCUAAUGGUAUGCCAUCAACAGACACCCCUCAAGAUCAGGCCCCUGAUCAUGUGAAACAUCAUAAUUCAAAGGGUAAUAUUAAAGUAGCAAUCAUUAUUGCGUCAGUUGUAGCUGCUGUAAUGUUUGUUUUUGUAUUAUUGGCAUAUCACCUUGCUCAACUUAAAGAAUUUCAUGGAAGAAGUGGAUUUACUGAAACAACUAUUGGAAGUGAUGCAAAGUUAAGCAGACUUUCACGACCUUCCCCUUACAAGUUCCACUCAAAUGUUCAGACGCCACAAACUUCAUUGAGUUUUUCAAAUGAUCACUUGCUUACUUCAAAUUCUAGGUCUUUGUCUGGACAGCAAGAAUUUGUUACUGAAAUUGUUGAGCAUGGUGCACCCGAGAGAGUUGCAGCCUCUUUGGCAUCCGUGAAUCCUAACCUACUAGAUAAUGAGCCAGCAACAUCUGGGAGGAAAUCCUCCCCAGGCUCUCCAUUACCAUCAUCACCCCAUUUUAUAGAAUCAUGUGAACAGCCUGUGAUAUUGGAUGUGUACUCACCGGAUCGUUUGGCUGGAGAAUUGUUCUUUCUCGAUACUUCAUUAACAUUCACUAUUGAGGAGUUAUCUCGAGCUCCAGCAGAAGUUCUUGGCAGAGGCAGCCAUGGAACUCUAUAUAAAGCUACUCUGCGUAAUGGACAUAUGUUGACUGUGAAGUGGUUGCGUGUAGGACUGGUUAAACAUAAGAAAGAAUUUGCUAAGGAAGUUAAAAAGAUAGGAUCCGUAAGACAUCCUGACUUUGUUCCAGUCCGAGCAUACUAUUGGGGGCCAAGGGAACAAGAGAGGCUUCUUCUAGCAGAUUAUAUCCAGUGUGAUAGCUUGGCUUUGCAUCUCUAUGAGACAACUCCUCGGAGGUACUCCCCAUUAUCUUUCAGCCAAAGACUGAAAGUUGCUGUGGAAGUGGCUCAGUGUCUGUUACACCUACAUGAUCGAGGCCUGCCACAUGGAAACCUAAAGCCGACAAAUAUACUCCUUGUUGACCCUGAUUACCAUGUUUUCCUGACCGAUUAUUGUCUUCACCGGCUGAUGACACCACUUGGCAUUGCAGAGCAGAUAUUGAAUCUGGGAGCCCUUGGAUAUCGCGCUCCCGAACUUGCUUCUGCAUCUAAACCGGUCCCAUCAUUUAAAGCUGAUGUCUACGCAUUUGGAGUGAUCCUGAUGGAAUUGUUAACAAGAAGAAGCGCUGGUGACAUAAUAUCAGGUCAAUCAGGAGCAGUGGAUCUGACAGAUUGGGUUCGAUUAUGUGAUCAAGAAGGACGGGGAAUGGACUGCAUUGACAGAGACAUUGCUAGCGGGGAAGAACACACAAAAGCAAUGGAUGAUUUGCUUGCCAUAUCACUCAGGUGUAUUCUUCCUGUAAAUGAGAGGCCUAGCAUCAGACUAGUAUUUGAGGAUCUCUGUUCAAUAUCCCUCUGAAAUUUUGUACAUUCGUCUGGGAAUUCUUUUUUGUUAUUCCUCGGCCACAUUGUUGUUGUCGUUGUCUUUUUUUUUUUUUUUCCAUAUUAUUUUUUUUCUCCUCUUCAAUUGGUUUUCAGCCUAGUGAUUUUGGGGCUAGUAAUCACAUUUCUUUUUCUUGAAAAUUUUCUUGUAAAGUGACUACUGAUCCAUUUGUUAUUUGACACUGUUUCCUGUUUGAUCCCCAAUCGAAAAAAGGAUGCAAAUUUUCUCUUCAAUCUGUCUCAAUCA
Molecule: messenger RNA, 3494 nt
Organism: Durio zibethinus
Lineage: Eukaryota; Viridiplantae; Streptophyta; Magnoliopsida; Malvales; Malvaceae
Product: putative inactive receptor kinase At5g10020
Biological process (GO): protein phosphorylation
Molecular function (GO): protein binding; ATP binding; protein kinase activity
Source: RefSeq, a predicted model, not a curated record